UAAAUUAAUGGAAUGCGAACAGAAAGUACUUACAAGAAUAUACAGGUUUAAAUCCACUUGACCUGAGAAUAAAAUCACACUAUAAACCAGUAGCAUGUUUAUGUGAUGUUACUGAACGCGAUUAUUAUAGAGCUGCCGUUAUUUUUUGCUCCGUAAAAACGGAACGAUGAUGAUGAUGAUGAUGAUGAUUCUGCGCGUUCUGUUUUCAUCAGCUCGUGUGUAGUUGUCAGUGUGAUUUUAAAGGGUCAUUGAUAUCUUUUCAUUCUCUCCUCGGGUGUUUAAGGGUUAAAGUUUAAGACGUUCUGGGUGUUCUGACCUGCUGCUGUAAAUAUGUGCAAAUCCCGCACAGCCAAUCAGAACGCGCUACAGCUGGCCGCCUGACCAAUGGGAGUGUGUUGAGGGUCAGUGUCAGCCGCAGGUGAAGUGGAUAGUAGCUCUGUGUGUUCACUCACACUCGCGCUCUGGCGACGUGGAUGCGCAUCCACAGAAACUCCCUUCACGCGGGGCGCGAUGCGACCGAACUGCCGCCACGGGGCUCAAUCUCCAUUCGAUCCGAAUCUGGAGCGCGUAACCCCGUUGCUGUGUGAUCGACAGUGACUUUUCCUGCUUAAAAUGGCUGUGCGCAGCAACUCUCUGAUGCCGUUCUCCAUUCAAGCCAUUCUGAACAGAAAAGAGGAGUCUCGGCAUCUCAACGAGCUGGAUGUGUGUUUCUCGAAAAGCGCGUGCUGGAAAAUCUUCGAUGAAAUGGACGGAGCGGACAGGAGCGAUGAGAGAGAGCAUAAGAACUACGACUCGGACUCCGGGCUGAGCGAGGACAACGACACCAAAGCGCAAAGCGACGCGAAACCCGAAAAAGACGCAGAUUUAGCGGACGAAACGGAUCAGGAGGAGUCCACGGCGGCGGAACACUGCAAAGGCCUGAGCGACUGCGUGUCCGACUGUAACACGACCGAGGAGAAGAGCGGCGAUCAACCCAAGCAGAGGAAGAAGCGUUCCCGCGCCGCGUUCUCUCACGCGCAGGUGUUCGAGCUCGAGCGGCGCUUCAAUCACCAGCGCUAUCUCUCCGGACCGGAGCGCGCGGACCUCGCGGCCUCUCUCAAACUCACCGAGACGCAGGUCAAGAUCUGGUUCCAGAACCGACGCUACAAAACUAAGCGGCGUCAGAUGGCGGCCGAUCUGCUGGCCUCGGCGCCGGCGGCGAAGAAAGUGGCCGUGAAAGUGCUGGUCCGGGACGACCGGAGGCAGUACAGCCCCGGAGAACUGCUGCGACCGCCGCUGCUCUCGUCAUAUUAUUACCCGUACACAUACUGCCUGCCCGCCUGGAGCCUGUCCUCCUCCUGCGCUGGAAACCAGUGACACCCGGACUCACGCACGCGCGCGCGCGCUCACGUAUUUAUUCUACCAAAGACAGUCGUUUACUGAGGAGCCAAAAAAACAAAAAAAAACAAACGGGAGAUUUAUUCACAGAACUGCCUUCUUCUUCUUCUUCUUCUUCUUCCAAGGACUGAUAUCAGUUUUGCUCCUAUAAAAACACUAUUAGGAUUUUAUUAUUUCAGAAUGUAUGGAAAAUGUUUUUAGCAAAAUGUUCUUUCUUCUGGUCGGAAAACAGCACUUGAUGAUGAUGUCGUUACCGCGCGCGCGGUUUUAACGUAACGGUAAGACUGGCACUUUCCCGCCCCUCACGAUUCAAAAAAUUAAAAUCAGAGGAAAAUAUUGAUCUGUCGAACGUUUGUUGGACUCCUUGAGCGAGCCGUGGAAUUUACUCGACAUGUACCUGUUUUCAUAUUAGUGUAACGUGUUUUUGUUUAAUGAAAGCAUUAAAACGUAUGAAGCAUAA
Messenger RNA from Megalobrama amblycephala (Wuchang bream), 1837 nucleotides. RefSeq names its product NK3 homeobox 2 (gene nkx3-2). Gene Ontology annotation, molecular function: DNA-binding transcription factor activity, RNA polymerase II-specific; RNA polymerase II cis-regulatory region sequence-specific DNA binding. Gene Ontology annotation, biological process: regulation of transcription by RNA polymerase II; cell differentiation. Lineage: Eukaryota; Metazoa; Chordata; Actinopteri; Cypriniformes; Xenocyprididae. The record is from RefSeq and is a predicted model, not a curated record. The transcript has 2 exons. Bases 613 to 1356 code for a protein of 247 amino acids. Gene Ontology annotation, cellular component: nucleus.